Molecule: messenger RNA, 441 nt
Organism: Trichobilharzia regenti
Lineage: Eukaryota; Metazoa; Platyhelminthes; Trematoda; Strigeidida; Schistosomatidae
Source: the annotation of a GenBank genome assembly
AUGUCUGUGACAAAAGUACCUCCCCAUCUGACAAGACGUCUUUUGUCACAUGGGGAAAGAGUGUGCCAACUGUACAAGGCAGUUCUGUACGAUCUGAAAUCUAAAAACAACCACAUCCUAAAAUAUCGUUACAAUGCUGUGCUGGCGAGAGCCCGUUUCGACGAAAAUAAAGACAUUAAGGAUGAAGUUCUUGCCAGGAAACUGCUAGAAGAUGGGUGGGCGGAGUUAAAUGCAACAAAACAUCCCCAUCCUUUCACAUAUCCUACUUCACCUGCAGGUGCAGCUUAUGAAAGAACUCCCGUUUUCAAUGACGCCGAAUACGAUAUGUGGCAUCCACUAGAAAAGCAGCAAUAUCCGGACUACUUUGCAAGACGGGAAAAACGUAAAAAGGAAUUUAUUGAUGCCUGGGUAAAACGUUAUGGUGCCGUAUCCGAAAAAUAG